Messenger RNA from Bufo gargarizans (Asiatic toad), 3408 nucleotides. Its product is annotated as gastrula zinc finger protein XlCGF26.1-like. The transcript is spliced from 6 exons. Gene Ontology annotation, molecular function: RNA polymerase II cis-regulatory region sequence-specific DNA binding; DNA-binding transcription activator activity, RNA polymerase II-specific. Gene Ontology annotation, biological process: negative regulation of transcription by RNA polymerase II; regulation of cytokine production; regulation of immune system process. Lineage: Eukaryota; Metazoa; Chordata; Amphibia; Anura; Bufonidae. Gene Ontology annotation, cellular component: nucleus. The record is from RefSeq and is a predicted model, not a curated record. The coding region runs from base 888 to 2366 and encodes 492 amino acids.
GAAGGAGCAUGUGACCAGUGACGUCACUGACCUCCCUCUAACAGCUCCGUUCUAGCAUCUACCCUCGGUGACGUAAUGUGACUCUGAGAUAUGUGGUGGUGAUAAGUGGGGUUCAGGUUCCUACAAUAUAGGAUUCGCUCAGCGUAUAUCUCCUAUAUAAGAUCGUUCUCCUGAUUGACCCAUCAAGGAUGGAUAUGGAUGUGGACAAGAUGGCAGAGAGUAUAAUAAAUCUCACCCUAGAGAUCCUCCUCCGGCUUACUGCAGAGGAAUACACAGUAGUGAAGAAGACCUCUAGUGAGCAUUGUCAGGCCCCGGUAUCUGAAGGACGGGGAGGAAUCCUGAGCCCAAUAUCCAGGCCGACACCUCACAUCCCGAUACAUGAGAAAGUCAACAGAGAGAAGAUCCUAGAGAUCACCAACAAGAUCAUUGAGCUGCUGACUGGAGAGGUUCCUGUAAGGUGUCAGGAUGUCGCCGUCUAUUUCUCCAUGGAGGAGUCUGAGUAUUUAGAAGGACACAAAGAUCUGUACAAGAACAUUAUGAUGGAGGAUCACCAGCCACCAAGUAAAAGACAUGACUAAAUACACACAUCCUCUCACUAGUUAUAUGUAAGAAAUUAAUUGUCACCGUUUGUUUUUCCUACAGUUAAAGAAGAGAGAACAACUCCCAGUCCUCUUCUUCUACAGGAUGGUUCAGAAGAACAUCAAAGCAUUCCAUAUGAUGAUCAGAUAGAUGGAAAUAAGCUUUUAAAUCUGGAUAAAGAUCUGAACAAUAUUAAGGCUGAAGAUACAUAUGUGAGGAGUGAUGAGCAGAUCAUAGAGGACAUUCCCACCGAUAACCACCCAGAUUUAUUGGCAGAUAACUGUACCAGGAGCUCAGAAAAACACGUGAUGGCAGAUUUUAGAACAGAUGAUUGUGGUGUCACAGAAGAUACACAUGAAGAGCAUGCCAUUAUCUCAGAUGUACCCUCAGCAGUUCACAGCAAAGGUCUAUUAUCUGAUCCUUUGGAUGGAUUUCAAUCUUCUGAUUCAUCACAGACUGUUAAGCAAAAUAAAAACCACAGAAGAAGUGUUCACCAUCAGAGAAUUCACACAGGGGAGAAGCCAAUUUCUUGUUUAGAAUGUGGGAAAUGUUUUACUGAUAAAUCAACUCUUGUUAGACAUCAAAGAAUUCACACAGGGGAGAAGCCAUUUUCUUGUCUAGAAUGUGGGAAAUCUUUCUCACAGAAAUCAUAUCUUACUAUACAUCAGAGAUAUCACACAGGGGAUAAACCAUUUUCUUGUUUAGAAUGUGGGAAAUCUUUCCCAUGCAAAUCAUAUCUUGCUGUACAUCAGAGAAUUCACACAGGGGAGAAGCUAUUUUCUUGUUUAGAAUGUGGGAAAUGUUUUACUGAUAAAUCAAUUCUUGUUAGACAUCAGAGAAUUCACAAAGGGGAGAAGGUAUUUUCUUGUUCAGAAUGUGGGAAAUGUUUUACUGAUAAAUCAACUCUUGUUAGACAUCAGAGAAUACACACAGGGGAGAAGCCAUUUUCGUGUUUAGAAUGUGGGAGAUCUUUCAUAAACAAAUCAAAGCUAGUUGCACAUCAGAGAAUUCACACAGGGGAGAAGACAUUUUCUUGUUUAGAAUGUGGGAAAUCUUUCAUAAAUAAAUCAAGUCUAGUUGCACAUCAGAGAAUUCACACAGGGGAGAAGCUAUUUUCUUGUUUAGAAUGUGGGAAAUCUUUCAUAAAUAAAUCAAAUCUAGUUGCACAUGAGAGAAUUCACACAGGGGAGAAGCUAUUUCCUUGUUUAGAAUGUGGGAAAUGUUUUACUGUUAAAACAACUCUUGUUAGACAUCAGAGAAUUCACACAGGGGAGAAGCCAUUUUCUUGUUUAGAAUGUGGGAAAUCUUUCAUAAAUAAAUCAAAUCUAGUUGCACAUCAGAGAAUUCACACAGGGGAGAAGCCAUUUUCUUGUUUAGAAUGUGGGAAAUCUUUCAUAAAUAAAUCAAAUCUAGUUGUACAUGAGAGAAUUCACACAGGGGAGAAGCUAUUUUCUUGUUUAGAAUGUGGGAAAUGUUUAACUGAUAAAUCAACUCUUGUUAGACAUCAGAGAAUUCACACAGAGGACAGGCCAUUUUCAUGUUCAGAAUGUGAUAAACAUUUUAACACUAAAUCACAUCUUGUUAGACAUCAGAGAAUUCAUACAGGGGAGAAGCCAUUUUCUUGUUUGCAAUGUGGGAAAUCUUUCCCACGGAAAUCAUAUCUUACUGUACAUCAGAGAUGUCACACAGGGGAGAAGCCAUUUUCUUGUUUAGAAUGUGGGAAAUCUUAUGCACAUAAAUCCUGUCUUGUUAUACAUGAGAGAAGUCACACAGGGGAGAAGCCAUAAUUUCCUUGUUUACAAUGUGGGAAAUCUUUCAUACAUAAAGCAAAUCUUGAUAAACAUCAGAGAAUUCACACUGGGAAGAAGUAAUUUUAAUGUUCAGAGUGUGAUAACUAGAGAUGAGCAAACUUUUGAAAAAUUCAAUUCUGCAGCUUGGUCAAAGUUCAACAAGAAAUUUGAUUUGUUCCGAAUUAAUUUGUCACGGAUCAAUAGGGUAAAACCCCAUUUAGCCUAUUAUACAAUGAGACCAUUUUUAACUGCCUUUGACUAAAGUGCACCCGUCUAACAGCCAUUAAACAUGGUAAUACACUCAUAUGCACAUAUGGCCUUUUGGAUAAAAAUAAAUAUCUCACCUAAUCUGUAAUGACCCGGAGUGCCAUUACCACUCAUUGGCACCUCACUACCAUUUCCUAUAGGCUAACAUAAAUGUAAUCUAAUGCAGUAGUGUACUUAUCUUCACCAUGUGCAUAUGUAUUUCCUGUAGCUGUUAAAUGUUCAUGUAAUUACCUGGUCUGCCAGCAGGUGGAAGCAAACACUUGGCAGUGCUAGUUGCAGGGAAUGGACUGGAUUGUCCAUUCUCUCCCUCCCUCUAGAGGGAGAAGGAGAGGAGGAGUUUAGCUAGUUAGCAGGCAGUCUAGCUUUCCCCCUCCUGGGGAGAGGUUGUGUGAGGAGCCUGAGAAACCCCCUCCUAGGGGAAGGCAGCAGGCAUAGUCCUGUCUGGACAGUUCUGUUUGUCCUAGCCAACCUUAUCACUGGAGGUUGUGCAUAUUGGUUGCAUGUCCCCUCCUGGGCUUGUAUUGCCGAAAACCAAGCUAGAGCUUGAGGUAUUGACAGCCAGGACAGAGUUUCCUAGGAUAAUCUAUAGUAAGAAACUCACAUGGCUGAGCUAAGAGAGCUACAAAGAGGAUACAGCAGAGAGGAGUUUGUUGCAGAGAAAGUAUUUGCCUGCCAUUCGCCUGAUUAAACCUAUUGGAAACCAAGAUAAGUCUGGAAACUGUUUGGAUUACAGUUUAUUAGAAGUAAAGCAACUGUUUAACGUUUGACCAAG